AUGCUGUCUGCUGCUGCAGUGCAGCAGCAGCAGCUGCUCUUUGAGCUCCUCCCGCCGUAUUGUUUGUCUUUUUACACUGGCUCGUCGCCUGCAGCACCAAAGGGUGACUGCUUCUGGGUGAGGGGCCUCGGUAAGGAGCAGGAGGAGGAGCCGCAGGUGAAGGAAAAGCAGCAGCAGCAGCAAGAGCAGCAGCAGCAGCAAGAGCAGCAGCAAGAGCAGCAGCAGCAGCAGCAGCAACAGCAGCAGGUUGUCUUGGGCAGCAGCAGCAGCAGCCUUGGGCUGACGCGGAGCUCGAGCUCUCCAGCUGGGGGGCUGGUGGCUGAGCGGCUGCUAGAGAACGAUGAUGCGGCAGACGAAGCCGCAGCAGCAGCAAAAGCUGCAGCAGCAGCGCCCGCAGCAGCAGCAGUAGAAGGAACAGAAGCAGCAGCAGCAGAAGGGGCAGCAGCAGAACCAGCAGCAGAUGCUGUGCUUCUCUGGCCGCAGGGAGCCAGGCUGAAGAGACGUUUGUCUUUGUUGGGUGUAGACGGUGCGCUGCAGCUGGUGCUGCUGCUGCUGCUGACGAGUUUCUUUGUUCGCUUCCUUCGGGUGUAUGCGCAGCUAGCUGCUGAGAGGGAGGCUGCUGCUGCUGCUGCAGUUGCAGCAGAAGGGGGGGGAGACAAGGAGGGAGGAGGAGACAGCAGCACUGCCGAAGAAGAGGGAAAGGAGACAGAGGAGCAGCAGCAGCAGCAACUGGAGGAGGAGACAGCAGCACUGCCGAAGAAGAGGGAAAGGAGACAGAGGAGCAGCAGCAGCAGCAACUGCAGCAGCUGCAGCAGCGGCUGCAGCAAAGCAGAGAGAGACUGCAGCGAGCGAGAGAGGCAAGGGACGAGGGAAGCUGCUGCUGCCUGGGAUGGGUACGGCCGAGAGAUAGAUGCUGCUGCUGCUGCUGCUGCUGAGGGAAGGGAGAGGCUGCGGCAAGCUGCUGCUGCUCUGCUGCAGGAGCUGCAGGCAGAGGUGGCUAAGAACAAACAGGAGCUGCUGCGGCAGGUGCAGCAGCAGCAGCAGCAGCAGCACAAGCCGCUGCUGCUGCGGCUGUCAGGCAUGUCGCGUGCUGAUGCAGCAGCAGCAGCAGCAUCAGAGGACGUGGAGCUGCUGCGGGCUCGUGCUGCUGAGCUGGCGGAGAAAGCGGAUGCUGCUGCUGCUGCUGCUGCUGCUGCUGCUGCUGCUGGUGAUGCUGAUGCUGAUGUUGGGAUCGAUGCUGAUGAGCUCGAUGCAAUAAUGAAGACGUUGCUGCCGAUGGAGCAGCAGCUGCUGCAGGCGCGGCUGGAGCUGCAGCGGGUGCAGCAGGCGUUUGCUGCUGCAGCAGCAGAAGCAGCAGCAGUUCGUGUUGAGGGGGGAAAGGUUGGCUUAGCUCGUUCUGUGCUGCAGUAUAUGAGGAGCCGUGCAUGGAUAAAGGAUGAUUACACUCCUGCUGCUUCUUCUGCUGCUGCUUCUUCUUCUUCAGCAGCAGCAGCAGCAGCAGCAGGGGAUGAGGAUAGUAUAGUUCACCCACUGGUGAUACAGCGGAGAAACAGCAGCAGCAGCAGCAGCAGCAGCAGCAGCAGCAGGGGAUGA
Messenger RNA from Eimeria mitis, 1593 nucleotides. RefSeq lists its product as uncharacterized. Lineage: Eukaryota; Apicomplexa; Conoidasida; Eucoccidiorida; Eimeriidae. The record is from RefSeq and is a predicted model, not a curated record.